Molecule: messenger RNA, 1087 nt
Organism: Nicotiana tabacum (common tobacco)
Lineage: Eukaryota; Viridiplantae; Streptophyta; Magnoliopsida; Solanales; Solanaceae
Source: RefSeq, a predicted model, not a curated record
UGCCUUUUACUGAACUCUUAAUAAGUCCAAGAGCGGGACAUUUUUUUACACUCCCUCCAAAUUGUUUUUCAUUUCCCUCCUUAGUAUUCAUAAUUAAUUAGUCAUUCUUUUAUUCCUUUUUCAUCCAGGACAUAGAGGAAUGAACAAUGAAUCUCCACUGAAACCCUAGCGCCCAAAAUUCAUCUCUAUAUUUCCUGUACGAUCGAUUAGUCUGAUAUUUCAUGUUCUUCCUCUUUUGAUUACUACUCGACAAUGUCAACAGUGUCGUUGACAGAUGCAAAAAUAGGUACUGCGCUUCUUCUUCGUCGUCAACACUCGUCCGAGUAUAGGAACCGCUAAGAAGCUAUUUUUCUGAAAUUUAAGAAGCCAAGAGGCCUCUGAGCUCAAGAAAAAGAUGGAUUCCACAGAGCUAUUCACAGGAGAAACAUCUGCUACAAAUCCAAAAGCCCCUUCUAUGAAGCAAAAGAUUGAGCAACAGAGAAAAAAUUUACCAAUUGCUGCAGUUGAAAGGAGACUAGUGGAGGAGGUGCGAAACAAUGACACUCUGAUAAUUGUUGGAGAAACUGGAAGUGGAAAGACAACUCGUAAGUACUUUGCUACACGUCCUCUUGGUCUGAGUGACAUGCAUUUGAAGCAGAAUCAUUUGCUUUGCACUACUUUAAAUGAUACUUCAACGAAGGUGGUCAUUUAUGAUGUUUCAUAGUGUUGUUCCAACCUUUUUGUGUACACGUGUUUGAGCAUCUUUCUUCUUUCUCCGUGUAUUUGUGCUUUGGGUUAUGUGUGUUUUAUCAGUCUUUACUGAGGUGUAUAAGGUAUCUUUCUGUAUGUUUGUGUAAGUCAAGCAUUAUAGAACUGGUGAAAUCUUGAAGAUCGAUGACAUUUGAUUCAUUGAUCUAAGAAAGUUUCAGUUAGAUCCAAGUAACCCUCAAUAACUUGGUCUAGCCAUAACCUGAGGAACUCUUGUGGUGGCUAGUGAAAGUUUGUGGUUUGGUCAUAACUGAUAAUAGUAAUGAACUUAUAUGUAUUGGCCUGUGAAUUCUGAGAUUAUUCUUGGUUGUCCCCUGCAGUAUGAUGUAGUUGCUCCUGA